CAAAAAUAUCAAAAAUGGCUCAUAACUGAGAUAGAUGAGGAGCUAAAUUUGAUUUGUAUAUGUACAAACCAUACCAAUGACCUGUCUCUCAGUGAACAAAAACACAGUGAUAUCCAUGAUGGGUCAAAGAGGCUCAACAAAACCAGCAAGAAAUAGCUCAGUUCGAGGAAACCAAAUCCGCUCUAGAAGACUCCGGAUACUGAAGCUUUCAUAAAAGGCUUCUCAAGGAAGACGAACUAGUUAUUAUGUACAACAAAUUAGAUCUCAAGUGUGUGGAUGAAGAGUCUGUGCAACAAGAUAUCAAAGUUGAUGUCAAAAUCUUCACUCAAGAUCUCAAUAAUGCUAAAGAUGAUGACUUUAAAAUAAAUUCAGGUAGCUCACUUGACGAAUCGAAAGAUGAGUUCAUCAAAAUCAUUGAUAAAAACGUCCUGAAGAAAUCUGCUCCAGUCAAGUGGGACAUUAACGGCGUCUGGAGCCCAGUAGAUCAGAAAAUAGACAUUUCGAGAAUUAAAAAUGGCGAAGAAGAGCAAAUUAUGACUAUAUGUAGAAACAAAGUUAUCCCAUUACCUCAUAAAAAGGGGACUAAGCAUAAAUAUUUUGGCCAGUUUACCUCAAACGGUGAAUUGAAUGUGAUUGCAAAGCACAAGUUCAUUGGAGCAUAAAUAGGACAAUCCUUUAUAAAUCUAUAUAACCAAAAAUUCAAUA
Messenger RNA from Moneuplotes crassus, 705 nucleotides. NCBI's taxonomy places the organism in Eukaryota, Ciliophora, Spirotrichea, Euplotida, Euplotidae. The record is from the annotation of a GenBank genome assembly.